Messenger RNA from Limanda limanda (common dab), 576 nucleotides. RefSeq names its product visinin-like 1a (gene vsnl1a). The record is from RefSeq and is a predicted model, not a curated record. The transcript is spliced from 3 exons. NCBI's taxonomy places the organism in Eukaryota, Metazoa, Chordata, Actinopteri, Pleuronectiformes, Pleuronectidae. The coding region runs from base 1 to 576 and encodes 191 amino acids. Gene Ontology annotation, molecular function: calcium ion binding.
AUGGGGAAACAGAACAGCAAGUUGACCCCUGAAGUGAUGGAGGACCUGGUGAAGAGCACAGAGUUUAAUGAACACGAGCUGAAGCAGUGGUACAAGGGAUUCCUGAAGGACUGUCCCACCGGCAGACUCAACCUGGAUGAGUUCCAGCAGCUUUAUGUCAAGUUCUUCCCUUACGGUGACGCCUCCAAGUUCGCCCAGCACGCCUUCAGGACCUUCGACAAGAAUGGCGACGGCACCAUCGACUUCAGAGAGUUCAUCUGUGCGCUGUCCAUCACAUCGCGAGGCAGCUUCGAGCAGAAACUCAACUGGGCCUUCAACAUGUACGACCUGGACGGAGACGGCAAGAUCACACGCGUGGAGAUGCUGGAGAUCAUCGAGGCGAUCUAUAAGAUGGUGGGCACAGUGAUCAUGAUGAAAAUGAACGAGGACGGCCUGACGCCCCAGCAGAGGGUGGACAAGAUCUUCUCCAAGAUGGACAAGAACAACGACGACCAGAUCUCACUGGACGAGUUCAAAGAGGCGGCCAAGAGUGACCCGUCCAUCGUACUACUGCUGCAGUGCGACCUUCAGAAAUAG